Messenger RNA from Fusarium verticillioides 7600, 921 nucleotides. Its product is annotated as alcohol dehydrogenase. The transcript has a single exon. The coding region runs from base 1 to 921 and encodes 306 amino acids. Lineage: Eukaryota; Fungi; Ascomycota; Sordariomycetes; Hypocreales; Nectriaceae. The record is from RefSeq and is a predicted model, not a curated record.
AUGCGUGUUUUUGUUACAGGCUCAACAGGUUUUGUCGGCUCAGCUGUCGUCAAAGAGCUCUUAGCUGCCGGUCACUAUGUCCUCGGCCUAGCCCGCAGCGACAAAGGAGUCGAGCAGCUCAAGGAACAAGGCGCCGAAGCCCUUUUUGGUACAAUUGAGGACUUGGAAGUCCUCAAGAAGGGUGCUUCUGUGUCUGAUGCCGUCAUCCAUCUGGCAUUUGUACACAACUUUGCCGAUUUUCUUGGUUGUUGCGCCAUUGACCGUGCAGCCAUUACCGCUAUGGGUUCUGCUUUGGUCGCAGCUGGUGGCAAUCGUGCCAUGGUGAUCACUUCAGGCACUAUGAUGCUCACUCAGGGAAAGCUGGGCUAUGAGGACGAUAAGCCUAACAUGAGCCAGCCUCUUGCGGCAGCUCGUGGGGCUUCUGAGCAAUUGUGUCUCGAUUUUGCCAAUCAAGGUGUUCGAGCAUGUGUUGUUCGACUUCCUCCUACGACGCAUGGGGCUGGAGGCGUUUCUGGGUUCAUGGGCCCGUUUGUGAACGCUGCACUUGAAAAGGGCGUCUCUGCAUAUGUUGGCGAUGGUCAGAAUCAUUGGUGCGCUGGUCAUCGUGAUGAUGCGGCUAGAUUGUACCGUUUGGCUAUUGAAAAAGCAGAGCCUAGAUCCGUUUUCCAUGCCGUUGCCGAGGAGAGCGUGACAAUCAAGGACAUUGCUACCGAAGUUGGCAAACAAUUGGAUAUUCCUGUUAUCAGCAUUCCUCCAGACAAGGUACCGGAGCAUUUUGGCUGGUUUCAAUUCGGUGCUAUGGCUGAUAAUACUGCCUCGAGCGCAAAGACCAAAGAGGUACUGGCCUGGAACCCUACGGGACCCACGGUUCUAGAGGACAUCGAAGCUAUAGUCGACUUUACAAAGUCUCAUUCAGGCUAG